CAGUUUUAAUUUGUUGAAUGAAAAUGAAAUAAUUACGCAUUGUUGACAUUUUUUAUAAAAUAAAAGCAAUAAUUAAUAUAUUAAAAAAAAAACUAUAAGUACUAUACUAAAAUGAAUUUAGUAAAAGUAAUUGUAUUAAUUUUAAUGAGCUCGUUUGUAAAUAUAAAUAAUGGAUAUAGAAUAUUAGGAAUUUUUCCAUCUCGUCCACGUAGUCAUCACAUAAUGUUUGAUGCAAUUUGUAAAGAGCUUGCUAAUCGUGGACAUCAUGUUGAUGUUAUGACUAUGUAUCCAAAUAAAAAUCCUCCAAAAAAUUACAAUGUAAUAGCUAAUUUUGAAAAAUAUGAUGAAUCAGUCGUAAAUAAAUUUAAUAUAUCAUUUGCAAUGAAAAUUGAUGGUAUUGUUUUGCGUCGUAUUAGUGAAUAUCAUGGUAAUAGAAUUUGUGAAUACCUGGGUCUUCCUGAAAUACAAAAAAUUGUUAAAAAUCCACCAACAAAUCCAGCUUAUGAUCUUGUUAUAGUUGAGUCAUUUGGAGCAAAUUGUUUUAUUGGAAUCGGUCAUGUAUUAAAAGUACCAGUUAUCAUGGCAAGUUCAACACUUGAUUUACCAUGGCUUGACAAUGCUCUUGGACAACCAGCAAAUACAGCUUUUUUUCCAUCAUUUUUUACUAUUAAUAUUCAUCCAAUGUCAUUUUUUACUCGUCUCUUUAACACAUUAAAUUAUCACAUUAAUUUAAUUGGCUAUCAACAAUUAACUAAAGCUAUUCAAAAUUCACAAAUGAAAAAAUACCUAGAUGACAAUAUUCCUCCAUUGGAAGAGCUUGAAAAAAAUGUUGUACUGGCACUUGUUAAUUCUUUUCAUAGUUUAAAUGGUAUAAGACCAAUUACACCAUCAAUCAUUGAAGUUGGUGGAUUACAUGUUAAUUCAAAUUUUGUUCCAUUGCCAAAAGAGCUAGAAAAAUGGUUAAAUGAAAGUACCGCAGGUGUAGUUUAUUUUUCUCUGGGUUCAAUGGUAAAUAUUGAAACAUUUGAAGAAAAUAUAAUAAAAGCAUUUUAUACAGUAUUUAAAAAAAUUCAUCCAGUACGAGUAUUGAUGAAAGUUGCAAAUAGAGAUAAACUAUUACCAGGUCUUCCUGAUAAUAUUAAAACAUCAUCAUGGAUUCCCCAAGUUGCUGUGUUAGCUCACAAAAAUACAAAAGUAUUUAUAACUCAUGGUGGUUUAAUGGGCACCCAAGAAGCAUUAACAUAUGGUAUUCCACUUAUUGGAAUUCCUUUAUUUGGUGAUCAACCUGCAAAUAUAAUAUACUAUUCAAAGCUCAACAUGUCUUUACAUCUAGAUAUUAAUAAUUUAACUGAAGAUACAAUCAGCCAUGCACUCAAUGAAAUAUUAAACAAUCCAAAAUACAAAAAUGCUGCUGUAUUUCAAUCAGCACGUUUUCUUGAUCGUCCAAUGUCACCAAUAGACACAGCAAUUUAUUGGACAGAAUAUGCCAUUAGAAAUGGUCAAAAUUCAUUACGAUCACCAGUUGUUGAUAUGUCCUGGUGGCAAGUCAAUUUAUUAGACGUUUAUUUAUUUAUUAUAAUAUUAUUUUUAAUUAUUUUAUUUACGAUAAUUUUUUUAUUUAAUAUGGCUUGGAGAAUUGUCUUAUCAACACGAAUAAAAAUGUGGUCAAUUAAAAUAAAUUUAUUUAUUUUAAUUUUAAUAUAUAUUGAUUGUAGUGUUGCAUUAAAUAUUCUUGGAAUAUUUCCAUUACCAGGAAGAAGUCAUUAUACAGUUGGUGAAGAAAUAUUAAAAGGUCUAGCUGAAAAAGGCCACAAGGUUGAUGUAAUAUCACAUUUUCCACAAAAAAAAGAAAUUCCAAAUUUCACAGAUUAUACUAUUGCUGGUUCAAUUCCAUUGAGUGUAAAUAAUAUGACAUUUCAAGAGAGUCAAAUGACUGGUGAUGCAUCAAUGGAACACAUUAUAAAUAAACUAGGUGAACAAACAUGUGAUUUACUUGAACAUUCACAAUUUAAAAAUAUUCUAAAAAAACCAAAAAAAUCAUAUGAUGUCAUUGUUGUUGAGGUAUUUUUUGCAAAUUGCUAUUUAGCAUUUGGUCAACACUUUGAUGUACCAGUUGUUGGAGUACUAUCAUCAAAAAUGCUUGAUUGGCUAUAUACACCAUUUGGCAAUGAAUUUAAUCCAGCAUAUAUUGGAACUAUUCUUUCAAGUUUCAGUCAACAAAUGAAUUUCAUUGAACGUCUGAAAAAUACAUAUAUUUAUUAUCUAACAACUUAUAAAUUUAAUUAUUAUGUUGAAAAACAGCUUUAUCAUGUUGAAAAAUACUUUGGACUAAAAUUAACAUCGAUAAAAAAACUUUAUGAUGAUGUUGCUCUUUUACUUGUUAAUUCACAUCACAGUAUUGUUGAAUUAAAACCACAAACACCUGAUAUUAUUGAUAUUGGUGGUGUUCAUGUACACUCAAAGGCAGAAUUAACUCCGGAUCUUAAAAACUGGCUUGAUGAAAGUAAAGAUGGUUGUGUUUAUAUUUCUUUUGGAUCCAUGGUAAGAAUUGAAACACUACCUGCUGAACAAUUAAAAGCAUUUUAUGAGACAUUUGAAAAUAUAGCACCUGUUCGUGUUCUUAUGAAAAUUGCUGAUCCAAAAUUAUUACCUUCUAAUCUUCCAAAAAAUGUUAAAACAUCAACCUGGCUACCACAAGUUGCAGUGUUAAAACAUGAAAAUACCAAGGCAUUUGUAACUCAUGGUGGUUUAUUGGGAACACAAGAAUCCAUUGCUUGGGGAGUUCCAUUAAUUGGAUUUCCUUUAUUCGGUGAUCAACAUGCAAAUCUUGAAAAUUAUGCAAGAAAAAAAAUUGCUGUUGUUUUACAAAUUAAAUCAUUUAAUUCUGAAAAAUUAACAAAUGCAAUUAAAAAAGUUCUAAAUGAACCAGAGUACAGAAUUAAUGCUAAAAAAAUAUCUAAUAUUUUUAUGGAUCGACCAAUGAGUCCAAAAGACACAGCAGUUUAUUGGAUUGAAUACAUUGGAAGACAUGGUAAUUCCUUGAAAUCACCUGCAACAAAAUUAUCCUGGUGGCAAUUAUAUUUGUUAGAUGUUUAUGGAUUUGUUUUUUGCUCUAUUAUUAUUCUAUUAUAUAUUUCAAAAAAAAUUAUAAACUUAUUGUACAAACUUUUUUCGUCUAGAAAAUAUGAAUCUAAAAAUUCAAAAACAUCUCUUAAGAAAAAACAAUAAAUAAUCUAUAAUUAUCAUUAAACAAAUAAAUUUUAAGUAAAAAAAAAAAAUAAAAAUUCAAAUUUGUUACUGUCGCAUGAAUUUCGACAAUGAA
Messenger RNA from Aphidius gifuensis, 3322 nucleotides. RefSeq lists its product as uncharacterized. Bases 112 to 3228 code for a protein of 1038 amino acids. NCBI's taxonomy places the organism in Eukaryota, Metazoa, Arthropoda, Insecta, Hymenoptera, Braconidae. The record is from RefSeq and is a predicted model, not a curated record. The transcript is spliced from 10 exons. Gene Ontology annotation, molecular function: UDP-glycosyltransferase activity.